AUGGAUGAUCUAGGAUUUGAAUCCUUCAAUGCACGAAUCCAUGUUUGCAGGAGUUCCUAUGCGCUCAUCGGUCAGAAAUAUCCUACGGAUGGGCCACCUUUGGCUGAGGUGCACACCGCAGCUGGUGAAGGGAAGGCCAUCGCUGUGGCCCGCCUCAAGGCCGGACUCAUGCGCAGAGGGCGCUUCGGAGGAGCGCAUUUGUUGGAUGCCGUCAUUGAAGAUGGUGUUAUCAUUCAUUAUGAGACUGAAUCUUUUCAUGCAGAUCAGGUGCUUGACGUCUUGAACAACUCAGGUCAAGUCAUGGCUGGAUACGUGCGACCAAAGCACCCCAAGUGGACUGGCACCGCCUUGGACCUCAUCGAAGCUCAAGACGCCUGGGCCAUGAGUGAGGUCAGCAUUUUGGUGCAAGUGGUGGCCUGGUAUGUGGUGUGCAAUGGGAUCAAAUUCAAUGGCUGCCACCGUCCCAAUCUCAUCGAUUUGCCAGAGGAUGAGGGGUUGCUACUGGUGCCAUGCCAGCACUUGCAGGUGGACGUGCAGGAGUUCGAGGUUGUGCUGACGCUGGAUGGCCACGGUUCCCAGAUCCUCCAGUUGUGGACAUGGCAGGCGCUGCUAGGGGGCUUUUGUUCCAGUUCUUCUGCGGCCACUGGCAGCCAAGUUCGCUUCGAUGGGCCCUUGUGCUGGCGAAAAACCGCACUUUGGUAG
Durusdinium trenchii is the source of this 702-nucleotide messenger RNA. The record is from the annotation of a GenBank genome assembly. NCBI's taxonomy places the organism in Eukaryota, Dinophyceae, Suessiales, Symbiodiniaceae.